AUGUGGUCGUCUCUAUCAAAAUUUGGAGGUGAGGCUGGUAUCACAUCUAAAAUGAGCCAGACAAAUGAACCAAUGGCUACCAAGCCAUCCAGCGAAAAGGAUUCUGAAGAAGCAACCUCUAGAGAAUACAUCACCAUGCGUAAGAGUGCCUCAGUACUCCUGGAUGUAGUGAAACAGUCACCUAUUACCAUUGGCACUGCCAUGUUUGCUGAAGAAUUUAUAUCUGAAUACAUUAGAGAUCUCACUGGACCAACAGGCAACAAAGCUGAUGUAGAGAAGGCUCAGAUACUUGUCAAUACGAUGACGGAUUAUGUGAAAGCAAAUCCACGCUCCUACUACAAGUUUAUCAAGCUACUAGAAAAAGAAGGGCCCUGGACGAAACAUUCUAUAAAAACAGUGAAAGCUACUUAUAUUGGCCAAAUGAAGCUCUUAAUCUGUGGAAGGCCAGGGGUCGGAAAAUCUACGCUGGUGAAUUCUUUUCUGAAAGAAAAGCUUCCAGAAAUUGAAGGACAUUUUUUAAAGCGUAAAACAGUAUGUGUUUACGAGUACCAUACAACAAAACAUGGCAUAAGCAUAGCUUUGUGUGAUACUCCAGGUCUGCAAGAUGGCACAAGGGACAAAGAAUAUCUUAGAAUAUUAUCGCUAAUCUACUCUAAGUACGACUUUACGCUCUUCUGUAUUAAUUGCAAUCAAUCAAGAUUUGUGCCAGGUGACGAUAACCCAGAUAUUAUUGCAAUGAAAAAGCUAACAGUAACAUUUGGAGUCGAGUUGUGGAAAAGCACUGUGAUCGUGCUCACACUUGCAAACGUUCUAAAGGCUACGAUCGAUGAUUUAUAUGAAGAUGAUGAUUUACAUGAAGAUGAUGAAAAAUAUAUAAAACAAUUGGAAAAAUUGAGGGAAGUAAUACGAGUGAGACUUCUUGAAGAUAUUCAUCUCCCAAAGGAGGUGGUAGAUAGAAUAAAGAUCGUACCUGCAGGUCACUACAAAAAGCCAUCCCUUCCCGGCAUCGAUAAUUGGCAAAAUAAUCUUUUGUCAGAGCUACGUGCAUCGUUAAGCUAUUUGUACUUGUAGUGCACUGCUGGUGUAAUAGUUUACAUUAUGAGUAGUCCAGGCAACUGCGCCCUAACCUCGAAGAACAGGCCACCGCUCUUUCGAAGAACCAUGGUUAACCUUUUUAUGUUUGUAUCUUACAUUCUUUUAUAUAUCUCCAGAAUAGGCCCUGAUAUAUUUUUUCCAUUCAUUGUAAUGAUUCAUUUCAUGUACAAAUUGGACCACCUUGGCUCCCUCCUAUAUUAUAUCUUUGGAGUCGGAGAGCUCAAUAAUCAAAGAUCAAUUUUU
Messenger RNA from Halichondria panicea, 1338 nucleotides. RefSeq lists its product as uncharacterized. The coding region runs from base 1 to 1071 and encodes 356 amino acids. The transcript has a single exon. The record is from RefSeq and is a predicted model, not a curated record. Lineage: Eukaryota; Metazoa; Porifera; Demospongiae; Suberitida; Halichondriidae. Gene Ontology annotation, molecular function: GTP binding.